Monomorium pharaonis (pharaoh ant) is the source of this 1368-nucleotide messenger RNA. RefSeq names its product cilia- and flagella-associated protein 299-like. Lineage: Eukaryota; Metazoa; Arthropoda; Insecta; Hymenoptera; Formicidae. Bases 281 to 997 code for a protein of 238 amino acids. The transcript has a single exon. The record is from RefSeq and is a predicted model, not a curated record.
AAAAAAAACCGUAACUUAUAUAGUAAAAAUGGGGCACAUCGUACCCGAUAGAUCUUGGCACAUGGCAUUUUCAAUAAAAAGUCGAGCCAUAAUAUUCCCGCGAUAACGUAUAGAUGUCAAACGUGUCGAUACUUCGAUACUCUCGCUUGGAUUACCUUUUGGAUUCACGUUUCACGCGUCUCGAUUGUUUACAAUACAAAGGAUUCCGCACGUCAAUGGCGACGUAAAAUUACCGGUUUAAAAAUAAAAUCUCGUCCCUCCAUCUCCUUUCUCUUCGAACAUGACCGUCAUUGGAACGCAGAUCGACAGCGACAAAAGAUUGUUGGAUUUUCAAAAUUACGAGGAAUAUCUAGACUCACUGGUGACGCCCGCGGACGUCUGCUAUCUCAGAAGCAAGAAAAUCGCGCGCCAAUUGGCCGAGCUCGGUUACCGCUGCACUGGCGAGACCCUGAGCGAGGAGAGCUUCUAUCGUCGCCUACGAAUCGUCAGAGAUCUACUGCUUCCCGUUCACCGGCCUUACGAGCUCACGUCGGAACUCGUGUCGCCCGUUGGUAGGUUAAUGGAGGAGCUCGCUCUGCGCGAGCGAGCCAACCGAUUGAGGAUUCUGUCGACCAUCAUAUUCGUCCGCCGCUCGAUGAAAAAAUUGCAGUUCGAAGACUCGGCCUACAUCGAUUUCGAAGACCGCCUCAAGUCGGCAGACUGGCUGCCGUAUUACCGAGGCGAGAGAAAAUUAUCGCCGCUCAAGCAGGAUCUCGCCUAUUAUCACUGGAGAACGGGGAGGACGUGCUUGAACAAGACCCGCAAUUACGUACCGAUCGUGGACCCUAAACUUGGCCUACUGUUUAAAAAUAUUCACGACAGACAAGUGAUCACGGUCGAUCCGGCUGCCGCGUCACCCGGUGUACAGACGACGCGAGUCCGGAUACACUGUCCGUUUUAUCAGCACGUAAUACUUUACGAUCAUGUGGUCCGCAGCAAAAUUACACAUGAAAAUUAGAGUCAGUGUAUGAUUCGACGAUACUACAUUGAGUAAGCUUUUCAAAUCAUAAAAUCAGUCUUCAGAUAUGUACCUUUUCUUGUCCUUCUUUUAAGAAAAGAAUUAAGAUGCGAUGAAUGAAGAAUAUUUUUUAGUAAAAAUAACGAGAGUUAAAAUUACACGCUAACUUAAAAAACUUUUACUGAAUUGACGACUAUCGACCGGUGGGCUAAAUUAGUUUGACCAAGAAUUGAUCAAGAAUUAUUAAGGUUCGGAUAUUUUGAACAUUGACACGAUUGGAUGCGCAAUUUAAACAUAGAAAUACUGCAAAUGAGAUUAUCUUAUUGAGAUUUUCCGUUUCAUUCUAUUAAUGAAAAUAGGAAAUCCAGGUU